This is a messenger RNA of Aspergillus nidulans FGSC A4, 1038 nucleotides long. RefSeq lists its product as uncharacterized. NCBI's taxonomy places the organism in Eukaryota, Fungi, Ascomycota, Eurotiomycetes, Eurotiales, Aspergillaceae. The transcript has 4 exons. The coding region runs from base 1 to 1038 and encodes 345 amino acids. The record is from RefSeq and is a predicted model, not a curated record.
AUGGUUCUUGCGCAACGCCUACUGGGAGUGCUGCUGGUUGACAUCGGUCUGCUUCAGUUGGUCGUUGUCGUCUCUAGAAACAGGGCUGGUGUUUACCUUACUCAGUAUACGCCCCGGGUUCGGCGCAAGCUUAAUCGGAAUAGUACAGAGAUGUGUAUCAACCUGCGUGGAUACUCCAGACUUAGCAUGGGCGUUGUAGAACUGACUAUCAGAUUACGUGGAUCAUGGCGUCUCUCCAUGUGGGCAGGACAACACAGAGACGUUGACGGCCAUAGCUUGAGCCCGCUAACUGACGUUGCCGUUAAUCAACGUGCUAUAUUCCAAAAUGGCUUGCGAAAGCAGCGGUCAAUGCGCUAUUGUUCACUUGUAUUACUGCUCGAGGGGCAGGCCGUCAUUGAUAUACGGAGUCAAUGGGGUGGGCUGGCUGUCAAAAUAGGUCCUGAAUGGGCAAGGCUACAAAAUUGCAGGCCUGGCGAGAACCCUGUCACUCUAAGCGGAGAAGACCAUCGGAUCGUAAUGGGCUGGCGCUAUAGAGCUGCCAGUGGGCUCAUCAGGCGGCCAUCGCCUGCGUGGUUGGAUUCGUCCCCGGUCUCGAACAGCCAGCAGCAAUCGCCAGGAAAGCCUCAGCAGGACCACGCCCUAAUGGCAGAGAUGAUGAUGAAGAAAAAGCAAAGAGUCGUCAUUGCGAAGUUGAGCACAAGAAGUCUGAGAGAGGAAGAGACAUGCGCUGCUGGUGGUUCAAGAAGCCCUGCGCCGUUUCCUCCCGUGAUAUUGUGGUCUGCUACCUUUAGCAGUCUGACAGCUGCGCUUUGUCUUAACUGGCCAUCUCGUCUAGCAUGGACCAGUCAUCAACCACAGGGUCAAAUUUCUGGAGAUAAUCCCGAGCAUCAAAAUGACAAAACCUUCGAACACGUUGACGACACUCCGGUAGAUCACCACGAGGAAAGGAAGAGUGGCUCAAAUGAGAGAUACGUUCAUCUGUUCCUGCAUGUCAACACUAUGCUCCUGCCCUGGAUCACUGUUGCUCAUCAACCCUGA